UAAUCACAGCUACCUGGAAGCAGUCCACCUUAGAAGGUAGACUUUCGAUUCAGAACCUGGAGACACGUAUCAUCAAUCCCUCCAUAUUUCUGACAUUUCUUGGUUUUAUGAUGCUUACCACAUUGCUUUGAGGAAAUCUAUAGGAAAAUACAAGUCAUUAGGAAUUAAGAUGAGCCUGGAGCACAUGGGUGGCUCAGUUGUUAAGCGUCUGCCUUCAGCUCAGGUCAUGAUCCGGGGGUCCUGGAAUCGACCCCCGCGUUGGGCUCCCUGCUCUGAGGGAAGCCUGCUUCUCCCUCUCCCCCUCCCCCUGCUUGUGUUCCCUCUCUCGUUGUCUCUCUCCCUCUGUCAAAAUAUGAAUAAAAUCUAUAAAAAAAAAAAAAAAAGGAAAAAGAAGGUUCAGCGUAUUACACAACAACUACUACUACUAGUACUCUCUCUUCUUCUUAGACUCCGGCCGGAAGACUGUGAAAAGCCAUUUUUUCAGAGACAGGGCCUUUUGGUGGGGCUCCCGCACUUGCCAGCUCACCCAGUGCACAGCCCCACCUUCCGCAAAGCCAGGACAGCUCUUUGGAGUUUCCCUCAUGGAUAUCUGUGAUAAAGACAACCUGCCCUUUCCAAUUCUGGAUAUGCUUUCCUUUAUUAAUCAAAAAGGGCCACUCACAGAAGGCGUCUUCCGCAAAUCAGCCAAUAUAAAAUCCUGCAGAGUCCUAAAGAAAAAACUAAAUUCUGGGGUCAAAGUGAACCCGUACAGCGAAUCUGUUCAUGUGGUCGCAUCCGUCUUCAAGGACUUUCUUAGAAAUAUCCAAGGAAGUAUAUUUUUAUCCGAUCUCUAUGACAAAUGGCUCAGUGUUAUUGAUCAAGGCAACAAAGAGGAGAAGAUAACUGCAGCCCAGAGGUAAUGAUGCCAUAAUUACUCUACUCUGGUCACAUCUCCAAAAUACACCCAACAUACUAUCAGGAAAACAUUGGCUUACGUUUUGCAGCUUUGCCUACUAAAAUCAUGACCAACGCCAAAGAGUUUCAAUUCUUCACACCCAUGGGGUCCAGCUUCAGAAUAGAGGCAUGCUUUAGGGCUAUUAUUGUUCUUCUCCUGAUCUUAUUAAUGUGGACUCCUUGGCCAUUUUACCCCUUCUGGAUCCAUGAAACUGGUAGACGAAAUUCCCUGGUCCAAGACAGAUGCUAGAGCAUUGACUUCCAGGGCUAUGACCUUAAAAGUCUGUGAAACAUUUAACUAAGCAGAGAAGUUGUUAUCUGGCUCAGGAACUGAAUUCAGUGCAACAAUUUUGUAUACCUUCAUGCCUGGAACUCUGCUAGAGCGGGUUGUGUGCUAGAUAUACAAGGAUGUAUCCUGUUCCCUGUCUCUGUUUUUCCAACCUCUUAAGUGGGAUCACUUGCCUAAUUUAAAAGUGUGUUUUUCUGACCUUAGGCUUUUAGCCCAGCUGCCAAGAGCAAAUGUUGUUCUCUUGCGAUACCUUUUUGGAGUGCUAUACAACAUUGAGCUACAUUCCUCAUCCAAUCAGAUGACAGCUUAUAAUUUAUCCGUUUGUAUAGCCCCAAGUGUUCUUUACCCACCUGAUUCCGGCAGCUUGGAAUUGGAAGACAACUUGAUA
Messenger RNA from Mirounga angustirostris (Northern elephant seal), 1610 nucleotides. RefSeq names its product rho GTPase-activating protein 20-like. Bases 582 to 899 code for a protein of 105 amino acids. Lineage: Eukaryota; Metazoa; Chordata; Mammalia; Carnivora; Phocidae. Gene Ontology annotation, molecular function: GTPase activator activity. The record is from RefSeq and is a predicted model, not a curated record. Gene Ontology annotation, biological process: signal transduction. The transcript is spliced from 3 exons.